AUGAUGCAAAAGUUGGUUGCUUUAUUUAUAAUUUUAAAUUUAUUAUUUAUUACUGCCCCCUUCAGUGAAGAUAAGCUUAUAAAUAAUAAUGAAUUUGUAACAGAUUUAUUCAGAAAUACAGUCAAAUUUUUGGAGAAAGAUGAUAACUUGAUAAUGUCACCAGCAUCAAUUUUUACGUUAUUGGGAUUAACAUAUUUCGGUGCUAAAGGAGAAACUGCUAAAGAAAUAGAAAGAUCAUUGCAUCUACCAUAUUUCAAUAAAAAAAUUUUGGCAAAUAAAUUUAAAAGUAUUUUAUCAAUUAGUGAAAGUCCAGAGAGUAUCAUUAAAAUAGCAAAUAAAAUUUAUGUAAAUAAAGGGAUUGAAAUUAAAUCAGAUUUUGGUGAAAUCUCAAAGAAUUUCUUCAAAUCAGAUAUUGAAAACCUAGAUUUUUCAAAAACUCUUUAUGCAAUAAAUACGAUUAAUAAUUGGGUACAAUUACAAACAAAUAACACAAUUAAAAAUUUAAUAGAUGGCAGCAAUUUAAACGCGAAUAUGGAUUUAAUUUUAAUCAAUACUAUUAAUUUUAAGGGUGAAUGGGAAAUUUCACCUCAAUCUCAAAAAAUGUUAUUUCAUAACAAUGGUGAAGUUGAAACAAAUAUAGUUGAUUGUUUAUUUGUUAAAGAUUAUUUUAAGUUUGCAAAUAUUGAAGAAUUAGAUGCAAAAGUUACAGAGUUACCAUAUAAAAACUCCAAUUUUAGUUUACUAAUUUUGCUUCCUAAUUUCAAUGAUAAUUUAAGCAGUUUAUUGGAGAAAUUUUCUGACAUUGAUUUAAUAGAAAUAACAAAACAAAUGCCUGUACAAGAAACGACAAUUAAAAUUCCAAAAUUUAUCAUAGAAAGUAAAUUGGAAUUGGAAAAUAUUUUGAAAUCGAUGGGAAUGAAAACAAUGUUUUCUAAUAGUGCUGAGUUUAAAUUUUUGGAUAAAAAUGUUAGCAUUUCUCAAGUUGUUACUAAAGCAUUGAUAGAUGUUAAUGAAGUUGGUACCAAUGCAACUGCUGCAUCAAGUUUAGUAGGUAAAAUAACACAAACACUAUCGGUUAAGAUGACCUUUCAAAUUUUCACUAUACUUGUUUCAAUUCUUGGAGUUACAUUAUCUGCUAGCACAGGUUCAACUGAUAUCUUUUCGAAUGGUGAAUUUACUUCAGAUCUUUUCGCUCACAUUACAAAAGAUGAGAAAACAAGUAAUGGAAAUUUAGUUUUUUCACCAGCUUCGAUACAAACCUGUUUAGCAUUAGCAUUUUUUGGUGCUGAAAUCAGUACAGCUGAUGAGUUAGCUAAAGGAUUACAUUUUAAUUCGGCUGAUAAAGAUGUAGUUGCUAAACAAUUUGAAAAUAUGUUACAAAUAGCACGGGGUCCUAAAUCUCUUAUGAAAUUAGCUAAUAAAAUUUUUGCUAAUAAAGAAUUUGAAGUUAAAUCCGAAUUCAAUGAGGUAGCAAGAAAAUCAUUUGAAUCAGAAGCUGAAACUUUAGACUUUGCAGAUUCGAAAAAUUCUGUAAGCAAAAUAAAUGAAUGGGUUUCGAAUAAUACAAACAAUAAAAUUCAAAAUCUUGUUGAUGAAUCAGUUAUAUCUCCAGAAACAAAAAUGGUUUUAGUAAAUGCAAUUCAUUUUAAAGGUAAUUGGAAAAUACCUUUAUUAUCACGCGAAGGAGAAUUUUUUAACGAUGGAACUACAGAAACAAAAGCAAAUAUGAUGUUUAUUGAAGAUGAUUUCUUAUAUUCAGAUUUAGAUGAUCUUAACGCGAAAGCAGUUAAAAUUCCAUAUGCUAAUUCAGAUUUGAGCAUGUUAUUAAUUUUACCGACUGAAAAAACUGGUAUUCAUGGUUUAGAAGAAAAAUUAAAAACAAAUAAUUUAAUAGAAAUAGCUAAUAAUAUGGUAACGCGUGAAGUAGCAAUAACACUUCCAAAAUUUCAAAUUGAAUCCAAAUUUGAUUUAAAUAAAGUUUUGGAAAAUAUGGGGAUGAAAGAAAUGUUUACAGAUGACGCAAAAUUCAAUUUUUUUAAAUCAACCGGAGCAUCAAAAAUCGGAAAAGUUCUUCAUAAAGCUUUUAUUGAUGUUAAUGAAUCUGGAACUGAAGCUGCUGCUUCAACGGGAUUAACCAUUGUGCCAACCUCCUUAAAUUUGAAUAUGAAAUAUUUUUACGCUGAUCAUCCAUUUUUCUUCGCAAUCGUUGAUAAUGCCAACGUAUACUUUAGUGGUCAUCUUACCCGUGUGUAGUUAAAUAAAGAAUUAUUUUAUAUAUUGAUCAAAUUUUUUUUGAAAAUAUAUUUUGUGUUAAAUAAGA
Condylostylus longicornis is the source of this 2320-nucleotide messenger RNA. RefSeq lists its product as uncharacterized. The coding region runs from base 1 to 2253 and encodes 750 amino acids. The record is from RefSeq and is a predicted model, not a curated record. Gene Ontology annotation, molecular function: serine-type endopeptidase inhibitor activity. Lineage: Eukaryota; Metazoa; Arthropoda; Insecta; Diptera; Dolichopodidae. The transcript is spliced from 7 exons.